Messenger RNA from Paramecium pentaurelia, 1614 nucleotides. The record is from the annotation of a GenBank genome assembly. NCBI's taxonomy places the organism in Eukaryota, Ciliophora, Oligohymenophorea, Peniculida, Parameciidae.
AUGAAGAGUUGUGAUUUAUGUAAAAAUGGAUCAAGAAAAAUGAUGAAAGAAUAUUUGCAGGAGAAGUACUUUGAAGCAUUUAAUUUCUACUUUGCCAAACCUAUCAACGAAAUCAUAGCAUAGAUCCCACACGCCUCGCAUGUAAUAUAUUUUAAGGAUUAUGUAAUCUUAGAUGAACAGAUGGAAUAUUUGAAAAGGUAUGUGGUGUUUGUAAUGUUAUAUUACAAGAUUCUACAAUAAAGAAGAGAUUAAACCACGUAUUGAUAUUCUUACAGAAUUCUAUACUCAAAAUUAUAAACAUAUCCAUCCAAAUUUGAGUGUGACUGAUGCACAUAAGAUUAUGAAUAAAAGAAACAAUAGAUAUGAUAAAUUGUUUUAUUAAAAGGAUCGUGAAUAAAGUCAAUAACAAGGAAUAAGUAGGUAAGUAUUGAAUUCAAAAUUGACAGAGAAUAUCAGUUUCGAAACUCAAGAACAUGACAUUUAUGAAGAAGCCACUUAAGUAACUAGUAAAUAAGGUUUUGAUUUAAGAGGAUUACAGAUUAUUAAAAAUCUUUAACAAUUAAAUCAAUCAGAAUAAUCUGAUAUUACUUUGAAAGAUUGUAUUGUCUAAGUCAAUCAAUUAUAUGCUAAACAUAAGAAGUAAUCUACUUAUUCUAAGAGUAUCAAACAACUCAAAUAACCAGAAAGCUGUAAGAAAGGUAUAAUAAUGUCUAUUAUAGGUAUUAAUUCUAAAAGUGAAUCUAGAAUUUCAUCGAAUAUUAAAUCUAAUAAGGAGGAAGUACCUUUAGAAUUGGGAAAAGGGAUUGAAUAAUUCAAUGAUUUUGAUGCUAAACCUAAAUUGACAAGAAUGUAGAGUGAUUCAUAAACGAUAUAGAGAAUGCUUAAGGAAUAUUAGAAGAUGAAAUAAUUGAGAAGUGCUGUAUCUUCUGAUUAGUUACCCAUGAGUACUUCUGUUUAAGGAUUUUAAGGUUAAUAAAAAAGUAUUAGAUAAGAUCAUAAUAAUAAUAAUGGGAGUAUGCAUAGUAGUACAUCAACUAAACAAGAAGCACUUAAAAAAGUAUAUUAACCUUUGCCAAAGAAAAUUACAACUAAUUAAAUUGAUAAAAUUGCCAAGGGAGGUUGUUUAACAGAUAGAACUUAUAAAAGACCUCCUCCAAUUUCUGAGGAUCUUAUGCUUAAGAUACAUGAUUAAAUAAAGGGAUUGAAUACUGUAGAUAGUAAAUAGAAAGUUGAAUUUAAAUAUAUGAUUCCAUCAUAGUAUAAUUCAUAAUAAAAUCAAAAAUUAGUAAGUAAUAAAGCUAAAUCAUCCAAUUCCAAAAAGAUAAUCAGUGAAAUGGGAACAAAAUCAUAACAUAUCAAUAAAUAAACAACAUAGAAAACAGAUGAAAUUGUUAAGAAAUACAUUUAAUUUGCAUAAUAAACACUUAAGAAAAAGUUUGAUUUUAAAUUAAACUUAUAAGGAUUAAAUGAAGAACCUUAAGAGGAUGAAGUUUGUAAUAUAUAUAUAUUAUAAUCUAUUAAGCUAGUAAGCGAAACAAUUUUUUUACUGAAAGGCAUAGUCAAGUUUAAGAUAGAGAACAAUUCAAUUCUCAUCGAAAAAUCUUAUAAAAAUGA